Egretta garzetta (little egret) is the source of this 1019-nucleotide messenger RNA. It is a transcript of the gene TADA3, whose product is annotated as transcriptional adaptor 3. Lineage: Eukaryota; Metazoa; Chordata; Aves; Pelecaniformes; Ardeidae. Bases 1 to 948 code for a protein of 315 amino acids. Gene Ontology annotation, cellular component: SAGA complex. Gene Ontology annotation, molecular function: transcription coactivator activity. Gene Ontology annotation, biological process: regulation of transcription by RNA polymerase II. The record is from RefSeq and is a predicted model, not a curated record. The transcript has 8 exons.
AUGGCGCCAAUCCUGACGGACUGGCAGGACAAGAAGGGCGACCGGCGGUUCCUGAAGCUGAGCAAGGACCACGAUGUGGGCACCUCUGUCAAGCAUGGGAAGCCCAAGAAGCAGAAGCUGGAGGGCAAAGGGGGCCACGGGACUGGGCCUGGCCCUGGCCGGCCCAAGUCCAAGAACCUGCAGCCCAAGAUCCAGGAAUACGAAUUCCAGGAUGAUCCCAUUGACGUGCCCCGCAUUCCCAAAAAUGAUGCUCCGAACAGGUUCUGGGCAUCGGUGGAGCCGUACUGUGCCGAUCUCACCAAUGAGGAGGUCAGGGUCCUGGAGGAGCUGCUCAAGCCACCGGAGGAUGAGGCUGAGCAUUACAAGAUCCCGCCCCUGGGGAAGCAUUACUCCCAGCGCUGGGCCCAGGAGGACCUGCUGGAAGAGCAGAAGGAUGGAGCCCGGGCAGCGGCUGCUGCUGACAAGAAGAAGGGUGUCCUGGGGCCGCUGACUGAACUGGACACCAAAGAUGUCGAUGCUCUGCUGAAGAAGUCGGAGGCCCAGCACGAGCAGCCAGAGGACGGGUGUCCCUUUGGGCCCCUGACGCAGCGUCUCCUGCAGGCCCUGGUGGAGGAGAACAUCAUCUCCCCCGUUGAGGACUCCCCCAUCCCCGAGAUCACCGGCAAGGACUCAGGAGCUGAUGGCGCCGGCACGUCUCCCCGCAGCCAGAACAAGCCCUUCAGCGUCCCCCACACCAAGUCGCUGGGGGGCCCCGGGCGGGCGAAGGAGGAGCUGCACCGGCAGGAGCUGCGGCAGCGCGUCCGCAUGGCCGACAACGAGGUGAUGGAUGCCUUCCGCAAGAUCAUGGCCGCCCGGCAGAAGAAGCGCACACCCACCAAGAAGGAGAAGGACCAGGCCUGGAAGACCCUGAAGGAGCGGGAGAGCAUCCUCAAGCUGCUGGACGGGUAGCAGGGGCCGAGGACCUCCCCUCUGCUGUGGACCUCGGCGGCUGGGGGGGGGGGGGGCCUGCCUGUGCCCCC